UGUGGGGUUGGUGAUGAUGCUGCUGCUGGUGGUGGUGAAGGAUGGGGCUUGUCUUUUAGCUGGCUGCAUGUGUUGACACGCAUUUCUGCUCCAUCUCCUUGAUUAAACCGGCAGCCCGGAGGGGAGUCGCAGCAGCAGCAGCAGUCAGGGGGGCUGGGCAGGCAGGCAGGCAGAGGAAUGAGAGCGGACCGAGCCGCGGCAUCUUCACCAUGCAGCCGACCAUCACCAGCCGUCCAUUUUAUACGAUUACAUGAGCCGAUGAGCGCCAAUUUGUCUGUGCCUUGCAGACAGGCAGUGUGCGGUCCCGGCGAUGACAAUAUAGGCCAACGCCUCGCUGCAGCUACAUACAGGGAAUGAAAACGCUCCCAAGAUGGUCCGCAUCGCCAAGGCCCUGGGUUUGGUUAUUCUGUGCGUCGCUGUGCUCAUACUGUCGCUCAUCAGCUAUGUGUCCCUGAGGAAAGACAGCCUCUUCAGCUCCUCUAAAUAUUACAUGGGAGGUCCGAGGAUUAUGUUUCAUGCAGGAUUUCGGUCUCAGUUUGCCAUGAAUUUCCUGGACCCCUCCUUCAUCCCAUUAACUAAUGCCCUGAAUGAGGAGCUCCAAGGAAAACCGUCCAAAUGGAAGUUCAACAAGACUGCUUUUUAUCAGCAGAGGAAAGAUAUCUUCAACUAUAUCGACAUUCCCACCAACUUCUCCCUCACAAAGAACAGUGUGCGUGUUGGCCAGUUGAUGCACUUUGACUACUCCAGCCACAAGUAUGUCUUCUCCAUCAGCAACAACUUUAAAUCCCUGCUCCCAGACACCUCUCCUAUCCACAACAAGCAUUACAGCAUAUGCUCUGUGGUGGGCAACAGCGGAAUCCUGACUGGCAGCCACUGUGGCCCAGAAAUCGACCAGGCUGACUUUGUCUUCCGCUGCAACUUUGCCCCCACGGAAGUCUACUCCAAAGACGUCGGCAGGAAGACCAACCUGACCACCUUUAACCCCAGCAUCCUGGAGAGGUACUACAAUAACCUGCUGACGAUUCAAGACAGGAAUAAUUUCUUCCUCAACCUGAAGAAGCUGGAGGGAGCCAUCCUGUGGAUCCCGGCUUUCUUCCUCCAUACCUCAGCAACAGUAACCAGGACCCUGGUAGACUUCUUUGUGGAGCACAAGGGCCAGCUGAAGGUGGAACUGGCCUGGCCAGGAAACAUCAUGCACGAUGUCAACAAAUACUGGAAAACUAAAAACCUUUCCCCUAAGCGUCUCAGCACUGGAAUCCUCAUGUACACGCUGGCCUCCGCCAUGUGCGACGAGAUCCAUCUCUAUGGUUUCUGGCCCUUCGGCUGGGACCCCAAUACGGGCAAGGAUCUGCCUUACCACUACUACGACAAGAAAGGGACCAAAUUCACCACCAAGUGGCAGGAGACCCACCAGCUACCCAGCGAGUUCAAGCUGCUCUACAAGCUGCACAGGGAAGGCGUGAUUAAACUCAGCCUGACGCACUGCUCUUAGACGUCCAAUGAGUGCUGGUUGGUUUAAGCGGUGACUCCAGAGACCGUGUCCCAGAUACAUCAGCUCAGCUCAAACUUCUGUUGUGACCCAGAAUGCAUGAUAAGUGUUAAGGCAAUUUAUGACAACCUCCCUCUACAAACACACACUCACAUCACGCUGUAGUUUCACAUUUUGAAGAUGUCAGGCUCACUCCGGAUGUAGAUCUCAGACAUGUCACAGCAUUGUUGCUCAUUCGGUAUUUUGUUGUCUUCAGUACUACAGUUAGGACUUUUAAGCUGCUCAUUUGCUUUCAUUACUCUCCUCUGCAUGGCUGCUGGCCGUGGUUAAACAGCUUGAACAGAACAAACGUCUAUUUUAACUGGAGUCCGCAGGGGAUUCAGCUGUGGAAACACAAACAGUUAAACCUUCCAGUUCUGUUUAACACAGUAUCGAUUGAUUAAUCGCCUUUUACAACAGUAUACUGAUUCUGUACACUGAAAUCACUGCCUAAUCUCAGGGAAGGAGUUAGAUCAGUGUUUUUUUGUAAUCAGAUUCAAUGCCUCAAGAGAGGUGUGGUUCCUGUUUUCAGGCCUUUUUUCCCCCACGAGGUGUCAGACAAUCUGCACUGCUCUGGAAGAUAAGAUGGUAUUUGUUUACAAGACUGUACUAUAUAUAUAUUCUAGAUACAUGCACACACACACACACACACACACACACACACAUAAAUAUAUAUAUAAAAACUUGUGUGUAUGUUAUUCUCUGUAGACAAUGUGACAAAUUGUGUUGAGGUUCUUCAAACAUCAACAUUCCAACAAUAAGCCAUAAAUUCGUGUACAGACGAUAGUGUGUUGUCAUUAUAAUACUGAAUUUUAGAAAGUGGUAUCGGCCAUUAGGUUCUGAGACUGUAAGACGUUUGAAAUAUGUUCCAGUAGACUAUAGCCACGCUAGCGGCUACAUUCAAGUCAUGGAGCCUUGAUUUUACAAAAAAUAAAUACCCCGUGGUCUUUGAUAAAGCAGAACAAUUACCUCUGUUCUGACGGUAUUUCAAAUUUAUUAUUUAGUCUGCACGACAAAAAAACAACUAUUUUAACCUUCUAAAGUUGCUACUAUUACUAUUCAGGGAGCAGUUAAUGACAUAUCUCCUUGCUUUUUUACAACAGAGCUAAGCAAACCGGCUGCUGGCUCCAGCUUCAUACUGAACUUACAGACCAACUCACAAGAAGCUUAUUUCACGAACUGUCGAAACACAGUCAAUACUGUGUCUUAGCUAGUAAAUACUUUAUUAAUGUAACCUAUAACAUAACUUUCAACGGUUUUAGGGGGGCAAACAACUGCCAAUUCAGUAAAUGAAGGUAUGACUUUUGUGUUUUGUAUACAUCCACAGAGAAAUUAUGUGUUUGAGACAAGCUAGUAGCAUUCAUGCAGUUUGAUUAGCAAAUAUUCGAUUAUGCUAACCUAACUGAUGUUAUUCUGUCAUAAAAUGUCUAAUGUUACUGGCAUAACAUUUUGUAAUCUGAGGUGUAUUAUAAGUGCAAUUUCAAAUCUCCCAAGUUUACAUUUUAACAGAGUUAAAUGAAUUGCACAUUAUCUCUUCUACCCUUGUAUCUAAUCCAGCCAUAUGUGUGCAAGCUAACCUUUCUCAUUUAGCUGGAUAACCUGACAGUUAAGUGGGUGAAAAUAUUUAGUAACAACUGAUAUUUACCUAAGAACUACUUUGUAUGGUGAAACUUUUCAUUUAGUCCUGUGUAAAGCUCCACUUAGUAAACGCAAACUAGAGAACAGCUGUUACUGGCUCAUUAAUGAAAAAUGGAGAGACAAUUUUGCAAUUCUUAACAAUAAAGGGGCAAAAAAUGUAAAGUUUGAUCCGACCUAGCAGACUUGUGACCUAAAUAAUGGCGCUAGCGUGGCUAAAAACAUCAGGAAAUACAGCAUUUUGGACACAAUUUCUUCAUUUAUUCAAGAUAUAUCAACAACUGAUCUUGAGGUUUACCACUAUUUCAAUUAAAUACUAAUGAAGAGAAUACACUAUUUAUUACAGAGCUUUUGUUGACUGGGGGACAGAUAUUUAUUCGUCAUGUAGCCAUAUCAAUUCCAAUAUUUGUGACAUGAAAUAGAGAACUUAAUGAAUGUUAUACAACUUACUGCAUCUUGUAUGAAGAGCACGAUCCAUUUAAAUGCCAUCGCAUGUGAGGCACUAACAAAUAUUUUCGGCUAGUUUUAUACAACCUUUUUGAUGAUUGUUUGAGGGUAAAAUUUAGUUAUUUGCUAUUGUUUGUAUUUCUGAUGGUCUAUUCCUUAAGAAUGCCACCAGUGUCUUUGUAUGAGAGAUCUUUGAAGGCUAGAAAAGAACCCUACUACUUAUUCCACAUGGGACCAAACAUCUACAAAUCAACUUAAAAAUGAACAAGCUUUAUUUUUUGUAAUUGUAGAUAACCUUGGGUUCUCAAAAUACUGUAUCAUGCCAGACUGAAGCAGAUUUGCGGAUAUGGGGUUAAGGACAACUGGGCCCAAACACUGAAAGCUUGCCACAUGACCAUCUCAUGACUCCGCAACAUGUGCUCCUUCUUGCAAAUUCUGGCUUAGGCGGAGGUUUAAUACACAGAGCAAUGCAGUCAUUCACACUCUCCAGAUGUAGUGUGUGUGCUUUUGUGCUCAUUCAUAUUAAGCGUGGCAGGCAUUUGUGUGCCAUCCUGUCUCACACAAAGCGUUUUUUGUCUGUCUCAUUGGGCGACGUUUCUGUCUCCAUAUCACAGUGCAGUCACCACACAACCAUAAAAACACAUAUCUGAUGAAAAAAGUAUGAAUAGCUGAAUAACUGGCAAUUUAAUUGAUGUCAUAGGUUUGUAUAUUUAAGAAUAAUUUAUGUAGUCCCUUCAUUAGGAAUGUUUUGUACACCAAAGACCACGUGUUCAAAGGAGAAAUGUUAUUUUAUUUAUUUGGAAUUUAUUUUGGAGUAUUAUUAUAGAAAAUGUAGAAUAUCUCUUUUUUUGAUGUUGAAUUUGAUGUUAAAUAUCACUUUUUGUGGCACAAAAUCAUCUAAAAUCUCUUGCUUUCUUGGCUUCAGCCAAAGUAAUGUGGUGGAAUUUAUUUGUGACAUUUUCCUUCUCCAAAAAGUUUUGUUGAUUUUUUGAUUUUGUUGAUUUUUAAAAUCAAUGUGUAGAAUGUGUUUAAACGAUAAUGAUGCUAACAAGUCUGUGAGGAUUGUAAUUCCAGUCAGAAUAACAAUAUAGCUCUUUGUGCAUUACAUUUAAAUGACAAGACAUUGACAUACAUAACCUAAACAUAACAUUAAUGUCUUUAUUCCAUAUGCAGCACUAUACAGGAUUUGUUCCGACAACCCUUUAACAUUCUUGUACUUGUGUUUGAUCUGCAUGGCAACUUUGUUCCAUAAUGCAUAAAAAAGCUUGGCUGCUUAUGUACAUGUCGUAAAAAAGUCAUAAAUCAUGUAAGGGACUUUGCUAUCUUGGUUGUUCUAACAAAAAUGAUCGUCCAUAUAAGAAAUGUCUUAAAUGUUUUUUGAUUAUACGUCAUGAUAAAUAUACGUUAUGUGCCUGCAUAUUCCUUCCAUCAAUGCCUAAAUGUGUCAAAUAAAAACAGUAUUUUUCUCUGA
This is a messenger RNA of Micropterus salmoides (largemouth bass), 5081 nucleotides long. Its product is annotated as sia-alpha-2,3-Gal-beta-1,4-GlcNAc-R:alpha 2,8-sialyltransferase-like. The transcript has 4 exons. The record is from RefSeq and is a predicted model, not a curated record. Gene Ontology annotation, biological process: oligosaccharide metabolic process; N-glycan processing. Gene Ontology annotation, molecular function: alpha-N-acetylneuraminate alpha-2,8-sialyltransferase activity. The coding region runs from base 371 to 1492 and encodes 373 amino acids. NCBI's taxonomy places the organism in Eukaryota, Metazoa, Chordata, Actinopteri, Centrarchiformes, Centrarchidae.